Molecule: messenger RNA, 2424 nt
Organism: Contarinia nasturtii (swede midge)
Lineage: Eukaryota; Metazoa; Arthropoda; Insecta; Diptera; Cecidomyiidae
Gene: Zw10
Product: centromere/kinetochore protein zw10
Exons: 3
Coding region: 119-2272 (717 amino acids)
Biological process (GO): mitotic spindle assembly checkpoint signaling; endoplasmic reticulum to Golgi vesicle-mediated transport; mitotic cell cycle
Cellular component (GO): RZZ complex; nucleus; chromosome, centromeric region
Source: RefSeq, a predicted model, not a curated record
CAAUAUUUUCUUUGAUUUUCAGUGCGUCAGCACACAGAAUAAAACAAACGAACUUUUAUUGAAUAGUAAUUUUGAUUUAAUUUAUUCGAUUUAAUUUUGCAGUAUUAGUGCAUCAAAAAUGAGUUUGUUAUCAGAGGUGAUGAGUGUGGUGAAGGAGAGCGAAAUAUCGAAUGCACGUUUGAGCCUAAAAAAAAUCAACCAGGAGAUACGAAAUUUACAAAAUGAAUCAAAAGUAUAUUUGGAAGAAAAUUACACGGAAUUUAGUGAUGCAGUCAACGAGAACAAUGAGUAUUUGGAUCAAGCCGAUAGUCUAUCACGUGAAGUAGAAAAAUUACUUGAAGGCAUCGAUCGUGAUGCAAAAGAUGAAAUCCUAUCAGCCGCUGAUGAUGUGCAGCGGUACUUAAGAGAAUUGGAAGAAAUGCGUGUCGGUUUGCGUGUCAAUCAACGUCUUUUGCGUAUCGAUGCAUUGUUUCAAACAUUGGACGAAGCGAAGCAACAACAAUCAUUUGUCGAAAUUCGUGACACCAUCAACAGUUUACGCGAUGCAAUUUUCGAUGAAGAGGAUAAAGAUAUUUUCCGUGAAUUGGCCUGUUUUCAAAGCAUGAAACUUAAAUGGCAUGUCGAACAUGAAACUUUGUUGGAUAAAUUGCAAUCACAAUUCAAUUCGUAUGUUCAAUUACAAGAGAAGGUGUUCCAAAAUACGAAAUGUGUUACGGUUAAGGUGAGCAGUGAUAAAAAAGCAUUGCAAGAGAUUCUUUACAUGCUGUUUGAGACGAAUUUCAAUGCACAACGUUUGUAUACAUUUUUCAUCAAGAAUGUUUUUGAGCCGAUUAUAACGCGUCCCGUGUCAUUUGACAUGAACAAAACCGAUUCGAAAGAAGAUCGAUUGGGCAUCGAAUAUAAUAAUUUUACGUUGUCAUUUAGCACAAAACCAUACAUUUACGGUGAAUCGACCAAUUUGCGACCAAAUUAUAAGCAUGUAUUCACAUUUCUGUCAAAAGUGUUGCAUAUUUUGAGUAAUAUAAACAUUCAGUUGCCGAACGAAAAAUGGGUGUUUCAACAAAUGGCCGAACGUAUUGGCACCGAUUUCUACAAUUUGCUGGUGAAUGAAUGUUUAACAUACGCAAUUCCCGAAACUAUUGAAGGUCUCAGUAUUUCCGAAUUGGCCAAUGAAAUUAAAGAAUUUGAUCAAUUGCUGAAAAAUCACAAUUUCACCAACGACAGCAGCGCAACGAAAUUAACCGAAUUUGCCGAUAAAAUUGAUGUUAUUUUUAAAAAACGAUUCUGUUUGAACAUUGUUAAAAGUGCCGUUGAUAUAAUGCGAAAGGAUUUACACGAAAUGCAGAUUGUCGACGAAACAAAAUCAAGUGGCUCAUUUCCACGGUGUAUGGUGUCGCGCAACACAUUCGAAUUAAUUGAUUUGAUGGAAAAAGUGUUGCGAGAAGCAAAUGAUUUAUCUGGAAAACAAGUCGAAGAAUAUGUUUUGGCUGAUAUUCAAGAGCGUUUGCAAGCCACAAUUCCAAUGAUACUUGAAAGAUAUGCAAACGAAACGAUUGAUGCACAUGGAAAAUUUUUACAAACCAUUCCACAACAAACAGCUCUGUUUCAUAAUAAUUGUUCGUAUUUGGCAUGGUGGCUGAACAACGUUGGUAAAGAUUCGAAUGGAAUUGUUGUUCAAAUUGAACGACGCGACUGUAUCGUAUCUAGUCUCCAAGAACAAGGUUCGAAACAAUUUGCCUUACAAAUAUCGAAUCAACGCACGCAGCUAAUGGAAAUUUUAAAAGAAUUUGAUCUAACCGAUUCAAUGGUAGAACUGGGACCACAUGCCUACAAAAUCGUUCGUCAAUGCAUGCGACAAUUGGAUCUGCUGAAAAAUGUAUGGCAAACCAUUUUACCUGAGUUGGUUUACAAUAAAUCAUUGGGAACGAUUCUAAAUGAUUUAUGCGACGAAAUAAUUCGAAAAGUUGUAGCGCGAGAGGAUAUAUCAUCGGCCGUCGCCAAUGGUUUGGUUAACAUUUGCGAAGUUAUUGUCGAAAGAGGUCCCACAUUGUUCGCGGACCCAUUGGAUGUUUCGAUUUAUGUUAAGCACUGGGUGAAAUUGCAACAAAUUAAGAUGAUAUUGAAUGCAUCGAUGGCGCAAAUUGCUGAACAAUGGGCCGACGGUAAAGGUCCACUCACAUUGAAUUUCCGUGCAGAGGAUGUUCGUCAUUUGAUACGUGCCUUAUUCCAAAAUACAGAUCGUCGUGCAAACGUCUUAUCAACCAUCGUCUAAGAAGCAUCACACAUAGCCAUAUACUAUUCUAUGAGCAUUCAUUUUUGGAAUUUAUCUUUACUUAUCAUGUUUUUUAUGCUCAAAAUUUUCAAAUAAAAAAAAUGAUUUUCUACCGAGAAAAAAUAGAUAUUCAGAAGAAGAAUAUAGACCCG